This is a messenger RNA of Bactrocera dorsalis (oriental fruit fly), 10358 nucleotides long. Its product is annotated as protein piccolo. Gene Ontology annotation, molecular function: MAP kinase scaffold activity. The transcript has 12 exons. Lineage: Eukaryota; Metazoa; Arthropoda; Insecta; Diptera; Tephritidae. Bases 1300 to 10179 code for a protein of 2959 amino acids. The record is from RefSeq and is a predicted model, not a curated record.
UGACGUUGGCGUCAUCAUGCAGCGCGCUGUGUCCAUGACUGUUUAUUACAAAAGUAGUGAUCGCGCGCCUCAUUGCCACAAAGGAAGCGCACCAGCCAGCAAUAUGUAUGUAUAAAGGAAAUAGCAACAAUAACGAUUUUGAAACGAAAUUAAAAGCGGCCACAACCACAACUCAAAUGGGUAGAAAAAAAGCUAACCACAUUUCGAGUCACCAUCAAGCAGCAACCAGAGCAACAACAGCAAUUGCAACAUGAUCAAUAACGCCAAUAAUGCACAACAACAAAACAAGAUCAAUUUAUAGCCAAGCGCACAGCACACGAAAUGGAACCGCACACACAAAACCCGCACAGCCACUGACAACACACACAUCUACAUUCCAACUGGUGUGUGAGCCCUGCUUGUAACGCCGUUUGCUGCGGAUCAGACGCGCUUCAACUUGUUGUUGACUCUCAUAUUGUUGCUUUUGUUGCUGCUGAUAUGUCUCAACGUCACUGCGCCCCAACUGUGGCGUCGUAAUCGCUUGGACGCUAAGCUCGACGCGCGUCUCAGCUCAUUGCGCGUCCACACAUCGCGGCGUGCAGUUCGCCUUUUCGCGCGCUUCAACUGUCUUUUUUCCGUACUUCUUUACUAGUAUUCCACUCCACUCCAGUUCGGUUAAGUUGCGUUCGCAAUUCAGUUCAGCUUUUUUGUUUGUCAGCUGUUGAUGUUUGUCGUCGCCGCGCGUAAGUCCGCAUAAUUCAAGUGUCAACAUCGUUUAAAAAAUUACCACGAUUCUUCGUCGAAUGCUUUUUGCAACCAAAAAAAAGACGCUUUGGUGCGCAAAAUUGUUUAAAAUUGGUUUAUUUAAUGCUGUGUGGUUUUUGAGAUUGUGAAAAAAUUGCAAAUUACAGUUUUGCGAGUUGUGCAUACCAAUAAAGGCAGUGAUGAGUGGCGGCACAAUUAGGAGGUGAUUAUAAAGUAAUAAAAUCAAUUGAACCGGAAUACAAAGAAAAUCAUAAAAUACUCAUUUAAAUACGUGAUUAAGUCAGCAACGUGUUAAUACGCUGGCAAAUAAUAACAACAACAACAAGAAAUAAUAAUAAUAAUCAUAAUCAAAAUAAGUGAUCUACAGUGAACGUUGCAGCACGCACUGAAUACGCAAAACCAACAACAACAAACAAAAACAAUUCAUUGUGAUUUUCUGAACGCAAGUGAAAUUGCGCAAAACAACAAGUGCUAAACACAAAAACAACAAGUCUGAAGUCUAGUGCAUUUUAAUUGCAAGAAAACUCAGCACACGCGACGCCCACAAGUGUGAAAAUGGCCACGACAAUGCAACAGAGUGCCGCGCCAGCGAAUGCGGCCACAAACCCCCAACUGAAGCGCAUUGUCUACUCGAAAUAUCGCGAACUUUUGGGCUCCUACAACGACAAGGCGAAUGCAAUUAUCGAAACGCUGCCCGCUUAUAUGGUGCGCGAGGAUCGCGGCUUUCAUUGUGAGCCCAAUGGCGUGGUGACUGCGACAGUAACAGCGGCAGCGCCAACGCCGGCAACAGUAGCGUCGAAAACAAUUAUAAGCAUACCAGCGAGAUCAACAACAACAACAGCUACACCACCAAGUCAGCAUAUAACAGCAACUAUUGCUGGUACGGCAGCGCCAGCAGCGCACACGAAUGGCACGGCGCCACCGAAUUGCGCGGCGGCAGCGCUGCUACGACAAGUGGCCGCGGCGGCGGCCGCAGCAGCAGCGGCACAGGGUGAACGUGUGAGCGAAUUGUAUGGCGGCUCCGCUCAACGGGGCUACGAAGCGCCCGCCUGCGUACAGAAUGCAAUGGUGACAAAAGACAAGAAGCCAUUCACCUACACACCGGGCGGCAUUGAUCUCUCACAAAUCAAAUCGGAGCGCAUGGCGAAACGUUUGGCGCGCAACGCACAAGCCGAAGGCGCCACAGGCGCCUCACAACAAAACAGACCGACACAGCCGCAAUCGCCGGGCAGUAGCGGCAAUGCUGCGUCGCAAAUUGGCGCCGCCGGGAUGGGUAUGCCGUUCCAGGUGUUGCCGCCGCCGCCACCACCAGCGCCAACCGGAGUAGCGGGUAAGAAAUUGAAUGGCACAUCGGCACCGCCACCACCACCACCACCUAGCUCCUCCAAUACAUUAGCACCACCACAGAAUGGCGGCGGGCCGGGUAGUGCGCCCGGGUCGCCCAACGCGCAACGCAAGUCGCCCACACCGCAACGUUUCGAACCGCCACCAUUGGGUUUCCGACCGGAAAUCAAAAUACCGCCAAAUCCAAUGGCGGCAUUGCGCAAAGUACCACCGCCGGUGGAGAAGAAUACCUUCUGGAAGGAUGAGUAUGUGCGCGAUCGCUCCAAGAGUCCCAUGGUGGGUGAAAAUGAUCGUGCUAGUUCACCGAAUACCGCUGCUAAUGGUCAUGCCGUUAGCGCCGGUGGCGGUGAGCCAGCUACGGUCAGUCUUAACAACAAUGUGAACAACAACAAUAACAACGAUGUCAACGAACAUGUCGAUGGUUACAAGAAACCAACAACGACUACCCAGCAACCUGAACUUAACUAUAACAGCAACAACUCCACUCAACAACAAUACACACCGCCUCAGCCCACGUACUCACCAUCCUAUCAGCCUUUGCAGCAGCAGCAACAACAGACUCAAUAUAAUAACAUCACACCACCCUUGCCGGCUUCAUCACCAUCACAACAACAACCACAGCAGCAACAACAAUCGCCACGCCCUGAGUUCCGUAGCGUUGCACCGCCACAAUCGCCAAGUGUCCAUGUCUAUACGCGUCAAACGGACAGUCCACGUGCUGAAAGUGGCACACCGCCACAACGCGCCACCGACAGUCCUUUCCGAUAUGGCGGUCCACAACCACAGCAACAGCAGCAGCAGCCACCGCAACAACAACGCGCUCCACCAGCUAUUUCACCGCUAGCACAACAGCAACCAACAAAGCUGUAUACUUCAUCACCGACCGGCGCUGGAACCCCAGCACAGCCAACAACAGCCAACAAUUCUCCCAACUCACAGCCAACGGCACAAACUGUGCCCUGGCGCACUCAACGUACUCCGACGCAACAACAACAACCACAGUCGCAGCCACAAACGACUGCGAUAUAUAACAAUGUCUCGCCACAACAACAACAGCAAACUCAGCCAACUUCGGCCUAUCAGGGUCCCAAGCCGUCCAACGUCGGCUCGCUCUAUAUUGCACCCCUGGCAGCACCUACUGAGCCGCAGGCACCCAAUGUUGUGCGUCAAUUUCAGCAACAACAACAGCAACAGCAAGCACGCGAAUCUCCAAUUCGUCAAAUACCACAACAACAACAACAACAGCAAACACCACAGCAACAACAAGCACAGCCUUUACGCUCCACUGUGCCUUGGCUGAGCACAAAACCGAAGGCAAACGAUCAGCCAGAAUGGGCGCGUCCCGAGGAAAAUGGCAAUGUGGUGCCUUCGUCGCUGAAUCGCAUUAAGUCGCCGCCGCCACCACAGUCACAACAACAACAGCAGCAAGUCUACCAUCAACAACAACAACAACAACCCCAACCUCAGCUCUACGGCUAUCAACCGGAGCAGGGUAACGGUUUUGCUGCAGCAGCACCAACGAAUUUCGGUAGCCAUGGCAUUGGCAGCACCGGUUUACGCUUGCAAAUCAAUGCCAACCCGAUUGUCAAUAAUACGGCAACUCAACAAACUGGUCCAAGGGAACGCAUCAUACCCAUCCAGUUGGAGCAGACACCGACGAAUACUACAUCACAGCAACCGAACUUCAAUGUCAGCUAUGGUGGCAUCACCACUGCACCGAGCAGCUAUGUGGUGCGUUCGCCCAAUCAAUUCGUUGAUCAAGGUUACAACAAUUUCCCACCCUCAGCUGGCACCAAUCAACAGCCAUCAGCUCAGCGUGUGAUGUCACCAACACAGCAACUGAAUGCUCCACGCAUUGUGCAACAACAACAGCAAUAUACGAAUAACAACAAUGGUGCUGGCGCUGGCGCUAAUCGCUCACGCAUCAUACCCAUCGCUAUGGAGAGUGAGGGCACACGUGGCCCCAUUUCACCAUCACCAAUCGUUUUGCAAAAGAUUAUAAUACCAAUACCCCUCUUCAGAAGUUCAAUUCAGCCAACAAUUACAUUUCCUCCCAGUCCUGAGAACUUCGAUCCACGCUCGUCACCCAUACAAUCGAAAUCCUUUAGAAUUUUGCAAAAAAUCACUGACACUAUUGACGACGGUAGCGGCGAUGAUAGGAAAGCGGAAAGCCAUGUCGACGUAGAGCCACAAUUACAACGACCUCAAUACGCGAGACAAAUGAGCGCCCAACAGGCGCGUCCACAACCGAAUGUAGAGCAAAUGAGACGCAUGCAAAUCGCCGCCGAACCACAGCAGCAGCAGCAACAGUCACAAGCGCCACAGGCAUGGAAUCAAGGUAAUGCUUUAAAAAGCUCACAGCAGCACACCAUUUAUAACAAUAACAACGACAUGCCACAACCAUAUAUCCACCCUAGUGAACAACAAGUACCCGAACCGAAAAAAUAUACCGGUAGCGCAAUACCAAGUCGAUCGUUUAAAAUUUUGCAAGCGAUGACAACACCAGAAAAUGCUGCCGAGUUGGCAGCUACAGAUCGUGUUGAAUUGAACGAAACCCCUUUGAAAGCCAAAGAAAAUCAAAGCAAAAAUAUUUUGAAUAAAAAUUGUACUGAAAAUGUGAAUGAAUAUAAUGAAGGCACAUCCGAAAUUACACAUACCCAUAGCACAACACAUGCACCAUCCACCACCUCAUCCUCAUCCUCUAUAUCAUCGCUCAGCUCCGACUCUUGCACCUAUCCCAUACCCAAACAUCCCUACCCCGCCUAUGGCUAUGCAUAUCCUUAUCCCUGGUAUCCGCCGCCAAUGCCACCGACUAACGGUGAGGCAUAUCCGGCAUGGCCGUACCCAUACAAUAUGCCCCCACCACCACCACCACCUUCAACACAGGCACAGCCUAACGAACAAAGCGGCGAUGCCGCGUCGCACACUCCAUAUGCGCCACACUAUCCCUACUAUUAUCCUUACUAUCCCCCACCGCCGCCACCAGCACAUAACCCUUAUGCUUAUAUGCAACCGCCCCGCGCUCAAACCCCGAAUGAAUUUGAUUCGCAAAAUGCUUAUCACGAUGUAAAUGCAAGCACCGCAUAUCCCGCUUAUGUGCCGCCAUAUCCAUACCCCUACCCGGUAGCGCCUAGCUACAGUCAGAGCACGACGUCGAGUCGCGCCAGCAGUGUAUUGCCCGACAUUAUUGUUACGCCCAGUACGGAUGAUAUGCCCUCACAGGUUAUACUGCAACAUCACAUAAAAAUCGAGAAAAGUGAACCGCCGAAGCGCAAUGAUGCUGUUGUGAUCGAAGAGGUCCCUACGAGUGAUAGUGAAAUGAGGCCGCCAGAGUUUAGGCGCGAACAACGUGAGGGUUCCGUUAUUGAUAUGUUGUCCCAACGUUUGGCGAAUAUGUCCAAAGUUGUCGAACACAAUUUAAAUAUGAGCAAAGAUGUCGAGAAGAACUAUGCCGGCGAGCGUGAUAAGGAAUUCGGCGAAAAAUCACCGACAGAUAACGCAUCGCCAGUGCCGGUAGGUAUUGUGACCUUAGCUUCGGAGACCGAAGUGAGUACGGACUCAGAUAGCAGCAGUGAUGAGGACUCGGAUGCGACACCCAAAUGUGUCGAAACGAAUGGCUUGCAGGCAAUUAAAUCAGUCACAAAUAUACAAAUCUACAAGAAUUGUAAUAUAAACAUAAACGAAGUCGAUGAUGAAGACGAUGUGACAACGGCUGACGGCGAGAGCGAUAUCUUCGAUGAGGAAGACAAUGAAGAAGAUGUCGCUGAGCAACUUGAGUUGGAUGAAUAUAUUGAAGAAAACGAUGAUAUGGACUACGAUAACCUGAGUGUCAUCUACGAAGAGGAGAGUGAAAUGGAACAUAGCAGCGAUAAGCCGAAUACAAUCAUACAACGUGAUGGCUCAAAUGCCAGUGAUGCUACAACAGUUGAACGUGACGACGCUGUGGAGCAGCAAAUUGAGGAGAAUGACAACAAUGAUGACGCAGAGGAUGACUCCACUUCGGUUACCGUACGUCUACCAUUAAAGUUCUCAUUCAACGAUGAGAAUGUAGCCACUGUGGAGGUUGGCAAAUCCCAAAUUGAAGAAAGGCGUCACAGCACGUCUUCGGAAGGUAAGCGCAGCACUGCAUUUGUCAUUGCGGAACCGCAACAUGAUUCCGACAAUGAGGAAGGAGCAGCUUAUGAGUACGAUGAUGAUUGUGAAGUAAGUGUAACGAUAAGCUUGAGUGGAUCUUCACGCUCGAGUUCAAUGGAACGCAAGCCCGACGGACGUCGCGUCUCAGCAGCAUAUCCAAUUGAAGAGCUGCCAACACCAGAGCCGCCCAGCCCAGCAUCGAGUAACGAAAACGUUUCGGUGUCAUUCUCAUUAAAUGCCCGCAACAAGUUUAUGGGUCAAACUAUCAGGGAUGAUGUGACCAAUAAUAUAGCUAUGUUCAACAGUGUGACGCAAAAAGAGACCAUACAGGAACAAGUAAAAAAAGAAAUAAAGAAACCAGAUAUAGGUACGAGACAAAUGAAAGAAGAGCCCGUGGCGAAAGAAUCAGUUACGCCAGUAAUACCGUCCGACGAUUUGGACUUCUUUGCUACACUGCGUGCUACUAAACUGCAAGCGCAGAAAAUGAUGGAGACAUCAGCGAACUAUUGGGGCAAGUUAAAGGCGAAAGAGGAACCCAAAAAGGAAGAAGUAAAGGAGGAAGUUGCCGCAGCAACUACAACUGAGCCCGAACCAGAGGUGGAUGAUAUUUGGGCUGAUAGAAACGAGGAUUUACCGAAGCCGGUGCCGAAAUUGAAAUUAGCCGAUGCUAAAGACGAUUUCUGGUCCACAUUUGCAGCGGCAACACGAAAAACACACGAGGAAACGCAAACGGAAGAUGUUGUUGUAGAAAAAAUGUCGGUAAACACAUUUAUCAAGAAUGAUGAAGCCACCGCUCAGGUCCAAGCUGGCCGUAAGGUCACAUUUGGAGACACGGUGGAUAUUAAAGACAAGGUCGAAACUGUAGACGAGUCGGAAGAAGUCGACUUUUGGGCAGAGAUCGAAAAAUCCAAGGAAACUAAGACAACUGAAAAGAAAACCGAAUUCAAGACCUCUACUGCGUACGAGCGUAAAGAAAUAAGUGAGAUUAUGCAUAGAUCAAACACUAUGAAGUCAUCUACAAAGGUUCUACCAACAGCGCUACAAGCAGAUUUGUAUACACCGCCUCCAUCAGAACAGGUGGCAGAAGAGUCAAGUGAGAGUGAGGAAGAAGAUUCAGACGCAGAUGAAGAAGAGGUUCAGUAUGAAAAGGUGAAUGUUGGCAGAAAGCUGUCUGAACCAAAAGCACCAGUGGAGGAGAAAGAAGAUGAGGAAGACUUCUGGGCGUCUGUGGAAAAAGCUAAAGCCGCAAUUGGUACAACAAAACAAUAUACAACUCUCGACAAAGUUGAAGCUCCAUCAGCAAAACCGGUUGUUGAAGAGGUCGACUUCUGGGCUGACAUUGAAAAGAACAAGAAUAUUAAAACUACAACGAAAAAGUCAUCAAACCCCAACAGUGCAGAGGCGCCUUCAGCCCAAGCCGUUGUAGAGGAAGUCGACUUCUGGGCCGACAUUGAAAAGAAUAAGAACAUUACAACUGCAAAGAAUGAGUCAUCAACCCAUAAUAAUGUAAAGGCUAUCCCAGCCCAAGAGGUUGUUGAGGCAGUCGACUUCUGGACCGACAUGGAAAAGAAUAAGGACAAUAAUAAGAAUGUAACGAAUGAGCUAUCAACACAUAAUAAUAUAAAGUCUUCCCCAGUCCAAGAGGUUGUUGAGGAAGUAGACUUUUGGGCUGAAAUUGAAAAUAAUAAGGAUAAUACAUCUACAGCAAAACAGGUAUCAUAUUCAACAACCAAUAAUGCGGUAGCUCCUUCAACACAAGCCGUUGUUGAAGAGACCAAUUACUGGGCAAACAUUGAAAACAAUUCUCAAACAACGCAAGCCCCACAACAUAUCUAUGACCCCACACUUUACCCCGAAGAACCACGUGAAGUUGAUACCGAUGAAGAGAUCGAUUUCUGGGCUGAAAUUGAAGCUAAGAAUCAAGACACAGAUGACGUUAACUUCUAUAAAUCUGCGUCUUUCUGGGCUAAUCGUGAACGCCAUAAUUCUGUCGAUGAAACACCUUAUUCGAAAGUGCUACCUAAACCAUUCCCAGCCAACUUGCCCGACGAGCCAACUGUAAAUGUGGGUCUAUGGGCAGCUUUAGAAGCCGCGAAAGGUGUAGAGCCGGAAUACAUUGAUCCAGUUGUGGAGGAAGAGAAGGUGCUAGCAGCACAAUUCAAUGAGAUCCCAAUGGAAGAAGAAACACCAGAUAAAGCAGAAAAUGUUGAAGAUAUUAAUAAAAGCUCAAGUGACAUUUGGGAAGUAGCUUCUCUACACGAACCUGUUGUGGCAAAUGUUUGGGAGCCAACGGUAGAGACCAAUGAGCUUAGCAAGCCAUAUCAAGAUCUCGAACAAUGGAUACACAACAACGAUAUUAAUGAAACUACCGAACCGGUGGCGGAGGAGCGCACUAAAAUUGAACGCGUUGAAGAGCCAGAUGAGGCAAAUGUCAAACGCAAUAAUUACCGUAAAGCUAUGGCCUUCUUCACUACGUCCAUUGACGAGCAAAAGGAAGUGAAUGCCGAGAAAAAAACACGUAAAGGCCGUUCGUCAAAUAGAAACUCGCUCGUUGGGACAGAAAACGCGAAUGUAAUUGAAAAAGAAAGCAUCGAAAAUGCAGUCAACAACUACUACAAAGAAACCCUUGAACAGUCUACAGUAAGAGGCAAGAGUGUCGGGCCCGACAGUUUCUGUACUGAAAAUAGCCUACAACAAACCAUAAAUCAGACCAGAGGUAAAAGUGUAGGUGCGGAAAUAACAUGUAAUACACUGAACACAGAGGUACUUACCGAACCGAACGCCACCGAAGUGUAUACGGAACGCAAUAAAACACCUACAAACUUCGAGCAGACUUUACCCGAGGUUUAUGUGGAGCCCAUUGUAGAAAGAAAGCGUCUACCUAACGGUUUACCAGAUUUGGGUCUUAAGAAAGAAGAGGUUAAGAUUUCAGUACGCGAUAGAAUCUCUGCUUUCGAAACUGGUGCAGUCGAGUCGCCAACCACAGCAAAGAAAACUGACGAUAGCAAAACACACUCACUCUCGGUGGAGAGCUGCACACCCAGAGGAACGCUGUCGCGUAACAGUUCACAACGUUCCGAGUCGGAAAUUGAGGAAGAUGACUCGGGUGUAACGGAUAUGAAUAAACCACUUUCCGAAACUGACACCGAAUCCGAAAGCUUCCCCGAGCUGCGUAAAAUGAGCAGCUAUCAACGCGCCGCCACACAUUCCAGACUCUUCAAGCUACUGCAAGACGACAACGAUCCACUCGAAGAUGAAAAGCUGAGUAAAGAACUCGCAGACGAGUAUCACUUCAAACCCAGCCGUCGCAAGAUCGUGCACAAUGUAUCCAUCACACGUCGACAGAAUCCUAAAGCACUUGCCGAUGCCGAAACCAUGACACAACGACGCGAACGUCUCUCACUGCCACUACGUAAAAACACCAGCAUCGAUGCGGAUAAUCCUUCGACACCCAACAGUCCAGCCUCACCGAUUAUGGGACAACCGUCCAGUAACACUAGCGAUAAACUAGUCAAUGAAUUGGUGCAGAGCCUGCUAUUGAAACGCGAUAGCAGCCAUUUGCGUCAAAUGCCCAUGGAAAAGCUGCAGGCAGCUGCCAAACGUGUGCUUGAAGAGGAGCUGGACUCAUUGGAGAAUACAUCGGUCGAGACGACACCGGCACUCACACCAAACGACAUCAAAAACGACAAAAGCUAUGCCGACUACUACGAUACAUGGUCGCACGCGAACGGCAGCGGCGUGGACGGCAUGCCACCAAAAGCGUAUCGCGCCAUGCAAGAUGUGCCGCGACGCAGCCCCUGGUCCGUGCGUUGUCCACGUGUGCUCAGUUCGAAAACGAUAAAUCGCGAUUUGGCGCGUGUAACCGAGUCGCCGGAGAUUUUCGCACGAAAUAGCAAAAGUCCCGACUGUCUCUCGCAAUCGCGCGAGGGCUCGGUGAGUCGUUGGCGCAAAGUUUAGCGGGCUCAUUAGGGUGGCGGCACAUACAAAGCGGGUGAACGGGUCGCCAAAACUGGGGGAAAUCGUAAAUGCUUAAGUAAAAUAGCUGUUUAAAGUAUAGUUGUAGGAAAAUACAAAUAACGGUGAUGCAAAUUAAAAAUUUUAAAUGAAAACUGUUGUGAAAGGCGGAAAGCGCUUCU